UUGUUUACAGUCAGAUACAUGAACCAAUCAGAGGCGCUGUUGUUAUCCACGCAUGCGCAGUACAUCUGGACGUCUUGUACUUUCAAACAUUAGCUGAAGAAGAAAAGCAUCAACAGCUGAGGAGAGCUUUUACUGGACAGCUGAUAGAUGUAAGAGCGACUCCAGUGUAAAGGAUCCAACACCAUGGCUUCUGCAGCCUCUGCUCCUCCAGCCACCAAAGGCAGCCUGAGGGAGGAUCUGACGUGUGCCAUUUGCUGUGACUUGUUCCACGAGCCGGUCAUGUUGGCCUGCAUGCAUCACUUCUGUAAACCCUGCAUCUCCAGGUACUGGAGAACAACACACGGGCCAGUGACCUGCCCACAGUGUCGCAGGGAGUUCAGCUGCAGGCAGUUUCAAACCAAUUUCCUGGUGGCAGCUAUGGUGGAGAAGGUCAGGGCCACCUCCUCACAUACUUACAUCAAAAACCUUGAGAAACAGCUGAGAGAGUCUUUGGACAACCAGCGCCUGAGGACCGAGGAGCACGUCAGUAGUAUUCGCAGAGGAAAAGACACGAUGGAAACAAUAAAGAGACUUGGAGCAGAUCUACAGGCUCGGGUCAAAGGUGAGUUCAGAGCCCUCCAUCAGAUACUGCACGACGAGGAGACGUGCAUACUGGAACAACUGAGGAGGGAGCAGGAGGAGGAGCUGGAGAAGGUCCAGCGCCACCUGGAGGCCCUCAAACUGGCCAUAAAGGAGCUGGGAGAGAACGUGACAGUGCUGCAGCAGGCGAGCGCCGUCACCGAGAGCAUGGUGUUGGCAGAGCUCCCUCAGCUCAGGCCGUGUGCCACGGUGAAUGCUGCCCCCGAGUUUGAUGCAAAUGCUUUCAGCAGCAAAUACAUGGCACCUUUACAGUACAUCACGUGGAGAAAGAUGUUCCAGUCUCUGAAACCAGGUCCUUCCCCACUAUCAUUUGAUGUGGACACGGCGCAUCCAAGCAUCAAAGUCUCCAGUGAUAAAACGGUGGCUGUGGAAUGCGACACCAUGACGAGGCACGUGGACAACGACAAGCGCUUCCUCCAGUGCGUCAACAUUCUGGCUACGCAGGGCUUCCACUCUGGGCGGCACUACUGGGAGGUGGAUGUGGGCUCCAAACCCAAAUGGGAUUUGGGCGUGGCCUCAGAGUCCAUAGACAGGCACGCCAGGAUCAAGCUGAGCCCAGAGACGGGCUUCUGGGCUCUGCGGCUCCGCAACCGGAACGAGUACUCCGUCUGCACCCAGCCCUGCACCAGGCUGCAGCUCGGCUCGUGCCCAGAGAGGAUCGGAGUGUUCUUGGACUGCGAGGACAGGAGGGUGUCCUUCUACGACGCUGACGACAUGAGUCUGCUCUACUCCUUUGCCAACGGGCCCCGGGGAAAGGUGUUCCCCUUCUUCAGCCCGUGCAUCAGUGGCAACAGUCAGGAACCACAGCCCAUCAAACUCCUCCACUACCCACCCGUCGCCCUGUCUGGUUAACAGUCAGUGUCGCUUUAUGAAGAUCCUGAAAUUGUUAUUUUCAGUAUCACAACGUGAUAAUAGCUUAGCUCACUUGUUACUGGAGAAAUUAUUACAAAUCUAGCAUUUGCACAUUCCUUCACCUCUGUCUCCCUGAGUAACUUAACCAGUGGUUCUCAAAGUGGGGGGCAGGGCACCUUAAGCGGGGCUCAGUCUACUGCUUUUCUGAAAUUUUUUUUUUGUGGUUAAUGGACCUGCUUUACUUUUACAUUCAACAAAAUAAAACGCCUUAUUUCAUUGAUUGCUGCCUAAUAGUUGUGAGCAUUAUAAAACAUUGUAAUCACAUGUUCUUCAGUGGGACUGAAUGUCAUUAAUUAAUGGAUGUAACCUAACACUAACGACUAAUGAGCUUUCCUUGUAUUUACACCGAUGUAACUUCACUAUACUGUCUGCUAUCAUUUUAACUGUAAAUCUCUCAUCAGUGUCUGAACUUCACCAGGAAGUGCACGUGACGGUUAAAUGGUUCUGCACAGAAACAUCAACUGUCAAGUGUUUUUAAUGUCAACAGAAACAGCAACUGAAAUGCUGAGGCUAACAAAAUAAACCAAUCACAUCUUGUAAAAAAAA
This is a messenger RNA of Cynoglossus semilaevis (tongue sole), 2097 nucleotides long. It is a transcript of the gene trim105, whose product is annotated as tripartite motif containing 105. The transcript is spliced from 7 exons. Lineage: Eukaryota; Metazoa; Chordata; Actinopteri; Pleuronectiformes; Cynoglossidae. The coding region runs from base 184 to 1491 and encodes 435 amino acids. The record is from RefSeq and is a predicted model, not a curated record. Gene Ontology annotation, molecular function: protein binding; metal ion binding.